Molecule: messenger RNA, 934 nt
Organism: Glycine soja
Lineage: Eukaryota; Viridiplantae; Streptophyta; Magnoliopsida; Fabales; Fabaceae
Product: non-classical arabinogalactan protein 30-like
Exons: 2
Coding region: 17-544 (175 amino acids)
Source: RefSeq, a predicted model, not a curated record
CGAGAGAGAGAGAGAGAUGGAAUUUACAGGAGCUUUGAUGAUCAUUAUUGCCUCAAUGCUAGUGGGUUGUUCCUCUGCUUUGGAUGAAUCGGGAGUCAUUUACGUGGGAGGAAAAGUGCUUUGCCAGGACUGCACCAAGGGCUGGAACGAAUGGGUUAAUGAUGGAAAGCCUAUGAAAGGAGUUAAGGUGUCCCUAACAUGCAUGGACAAGAGAAGUAGGGUUGUGUAUUACACAAGUGAUACAACAGAUGAGUUGGGGCAGUACGAUUUGACUGUGAAAAAGUAUGUAUAUGGCAAGGAAUUGGAUACAAAAGGAUGUUCAGUGAGGUUGGUGUCGUCCCCAGAUAAUGUUUGCAACAUCCUCACUGACUUUGGUGGUGGAAAGUCUGGCGUCAAGCUCAACUACCCAACGUCAGUGUAUCGCAGUUUGAUCAAAUACGUGCUCAACCCUUUCUAUUACACCACUCCUAUGUGCGAUAAGCCCGACACUGACGGCUAUGAUUCUGAACCUAAAAAUCGCCAAGGACAAGGAGGCCAUUACUAAGUAAUGGGAAUGCUCUCUCUUGUUUCAAUAUAAAUUAUUAUUCUUGUUUCUCAUUUAUUAACUUUUCAAGAUAUGUGUAAUCAAGUUGUGCCCCAUUCGUACAUGAUGAAAAAUUCUUAUAUCUAUUUCUCCAUCAAAUUGAAUUUGUUAAACGCUAGUUUUCUUUUUCCAAAAGAAAGUUCAAUAUCUACUAUUUACAUAUAUAACAACACAAAUGCUGAGUCCGGCCGAACAUAAAAUGGGUUCUGAAAAACUUGUAGUUGCUCCCAAAGAAAAGAAAGUCAGCAUUUUUUACAUUUUACAACACAACAGUAAAUCCUAUAUCGGCGAUGAUGAUCUCAUAAGCUACAGCACACUUCAGAGUUCAUACAAAUAAAGUUGAAGAUAGCC